Messenger RNA from Loxodonta africana (African savanna elephant), 3998 nucleotides. It is a transcript of the gene PRKG2, whose product is annotated as protein kinase cGMP-dependent 2. Gene Ontology annotation, biological process: protein phosphorylation. Gene Ontology annotation, molecular function: cGMP-dependent protein kinase activity; ATP binding. The record is from RefSeq and is a predicted model, not a curated record. The transcript has 18 exons. The coding region runs from base 485 to 2773 and encodes 762 amino acids. Lineage: Eukaryota; Metazoa; Chordata; Mammalia; Proboscidea; Elephantidae.
GUGCCAUUUUCCAAAUCAGGGAAAGGUUUCUAACGGUAGCCUCACAGGGAGCUGUGAGAGUUGUGACAUUUCCAAGCCUCUGCUACUGUAGUAGCUGCUCAUUUGAGGUUUAUCUUCGCCAUGCUGACGUCCAAAUCGCAGUUUCGUUGCAAUGCUUUUGAUAGUUGUCUGGAGAGAAUGACCAGAGAGAACAGCAGGUAACCCAGGCCAUUCAUGCAAAAUGCUUAGGUGUGAUACUUGUGCUGGCAAAGGGAUGGGGAAGAAUGAACCCAAAGACCAACUCUUCUUCGUGGAGGGGUGAAGGAAAUCAAUUCAUAGCUUUUCUUCUGGAAGCAUGUGGAAUUUAUUGCUUAUCAAACCAAUGAUGGCUGCAGUGUUUUUAGUUAUGGAAGAAAUUGGAUGAGAGGGAUGGUGGGGGCUGUUGGAAAAUGAAACUCUGACAGGUAAUUCCCAAUUCCGUGCCCUCCUCAGGUCCCCGAGCAAAAUGGGAAAUGGUUCCGUGAAACCCAAGCAUUCUAAGAACCCAGAUGGCCACUCUGGGAACUUCACUAUCGAUGCCCUGCGGAGCAAGGUGACAGAGCUGGAGAGAGAGCUGAGGAGGAAGGAUGUUGAGAUCCAGGAGCGGGAGUACCAUCUGAAGGAGCUGCGGGAACAGCUGUCGAAACAGACCGUGGCCAUUGCCGAGCUCACCGAGGAGCUCCAGAACAAGUGCAUCCAGCUGAACAAGCUUCAGGAUGUGGUGCUUAUGCAGGGAGGAAGCCUGCCUCAGGCCUCUCCAGAUAAAGUGCCUCUCGAGGUCCACCGGAAGACCUCAGGGUUGGUCUCUCUCCAUAGCCGGAGGGGAGCAAAGGCUGGGGUGUCUGCUGAGCCAACAACUCGAACCUACGACCUCAACAAGCCCCCUGAAUUUUCCUUUGAGAAAGCAAGAGUCAGAAAGGACUCCAGUGAGAAGAAGCUCAUUACAGAUGCCCUUAAUAAGAAUCAGUUUCUGAAGAGACUGGAUCCUCAGCAGAUCAAAGACAUGGUGGAGUGCAUGUAUGGAAGGAACUACCAGCAAGGGAGUUACAUUAUUAAGCAAGGAGAACCAGGAAACCAUAUCUUUGUGCUGGCAGAGGGCCAAAUAGAGGUGUUUCAAGGGGAGAAGUUGCUGUCCUCCAUCCCUAUGUGGACCACGUUUGGGGAACUAGCCAUCUUAUACAACUGUACAAGGACCGCCUCUGUGAAAGCUAUUACCAAUGUUAAAACUUGGGCACUAGAUCGAGAGGUAUUCCAGAAUAUAAUGAGAAGGACAGCUCAAGCCAGAGAUGAACAGUACAGAAACUUCCUCAGAAGUGUAUCCUUGCUGAAGAAUUUACCUGAGGAUAAAUUAACCAAGAUCAUUGACUGCUUGGAAGUGGAAUACUACGACAAAGGAGAUUACAUCAUUAGAGAGGGGGAGGAAGGAAGUACCUUUUACAUUUUAGCAAAAGGAAAGGUGAAAGUCACACAGAGUACAGAAGGCCAUGAGCAGCCACAACUGAUAAAAGUAUUACAGAAAGGAGAAUACUUUGGAGAAAAAGCUCUUAUCAGUGAUGAUGUCAGGUCAGCUAACAUUAUUGCUGAAGAAAAUGAUGUCGCGUGCCUGGUUAUUGACCGAGAAACAUUCAACCAAACGGUGGGGACAUUUGAAGAACUCCAAAAAUACCUUGAGGGGUAUGUGGCAAACUUGAACCGUGAUGAUGAAAAAAGACAUGCGAAGAGGUCCAUGUCUAACUGGAAGCUGUCCAAAGCACUCUCUCUGGAGAUGAUUCAGCUGAAGGAGAAGGUGGCCAGAUUUUCCUCAUCAUCCCCAUUCCAGAACCUUGAGAUUAUUGCAACACUGGGCGUUGGUGGGUUCGGAAGAGUUGAGCUUGUUAAAGUGAAAAAUGAGAAUGUUGCCUUUGCUAUGAAGUGUAUAAGGAAGAGACACAUAGUUGACACUAAGCAGCAAGAACAUGUCUAUUCAGAGAAGAGGAUCCUGGAAGAGUUGUGUUCUCCAUUCAUCGUAAAAUUAUAUCGUACUUUCAAGGACAAUAAGUAUGUAUACAUGCUUCUGGAGGCCUGCUUAGGUGGGGAGCUAUGGAGUAUAUUAAGGGACAGGGGCAGCUUUGAUGAACCCACUUCCAAGUUCUGUGUAGCUUGUGUCACAGAAGCAUUUGAUUACCUGCAUCAACUAGGUAUUAUCUACAGAGACCUGAAACCAGAAAAUUUAAUUCUAGAUGCAGAGGGUUACCUUAAAUUGGUUGACUUCGGGUUUGCAAAGAAAAUAGGAUCUGGACAGAAAACGUGGACAUUCUGUGGGACCCCAGAGUAUGUAGCUCCUGAAGUCAUUCUCAACAAAGGACAUGACUUCAGUGUGGAUUUUUGGUCCCUAGGGAUUCUUGUUUAUGAGCUUCUCACUGGCAACCCACCCUUUUCUGGGAUUGACCAAAUGAUGACCUACAAUUUGAUUCUCAAAGGGAUUGAAAAAAUGGAUUUUCCCAGAAAGAUAACAAGACGACCUGAGGAUUUGAUUCGGAGACUUUGCAGGCAAAAUCCAACAGAACGACUGGGAAAUCUGAAGAACGGCAUCAAUGACAUUAAGAAACACAGGUGGCUAAAUGGUUUUAAUUGGGAAGGACUGAAAGCACGGAACCUUCCAUCACCUUUAAAAAGAGAGCUCAGUGGACCCACAGAUCACAGCUACUUUGACAAGUAUCCCCCUGAAAAGGGUAUACCUCCAGAUGAGCUGUCAGGCUGGGAUAAAGACUUCUGACGGAAGCCAAGAUGAUUACUGCAUAUUCGCUAUGGAAGAGGACUGUAUGGAUCAAUAAUCCAACUGUGAUGAUUUCCCACUUUGGAAUAUUACAAUAGCUUUUGGAAAACCAUUAGGGGAAAAUAAAUCCCUGUCCAUGAGUUGAGGGUGGUUCUGAAUAAUGGCCCAGCUAGAUGUUGUUAAUUAUUCAUAUGUUCCAUUUUUUGUUUUUCUCAAAUGUUGGUGGUUAUCACACUCCCCUCCCCACAGUCAGCACAAUUUUCAUCGAAGAGGCAUAGUUUUCUCUGUAUUCUAUCGCUCCAUCUCAGUCAUAUGCCUUUCCCUUGAGUCCUAGUAAAGUUUAAAAAGGUCUUGCUUUUGAGCAUCUAAGUCAUGCACAUAGAAGGAAGAAUAGGGGUGAAUUUUGGAAGGUUUCCCCAGCUCUCAAAACUCCAAGUAAGCAUUAUGGAAUUUUAAAAUAGUGGCUUGCCAAAAUCUUAGCAGUAAAUAGAGGCUCUUGACUUUCACCUGCAUUCUACCUAGAAAUGUGCUCAUAUCAUCCUAUCCCCAGACACAUGGGGAAAGGGGUACCUGUUCCUAAAGUAAAUGAGUUAAUUAUUUCAACCAAGUAAUUAUAUGCUAUUGGAGAAUUUAGGGGAAAAAUACUUUUUCAUUCUCCUGUGACCAUCUGUGAUACCUCAAAGACUUUUCCAAAACCUCGUUAAAGGUGGUUAUGAUGUGUAGUUAAAUAAUGAGACUUUGGAAAGGUUUUAACUGAUAUACUAAAUCUUUCCCAAACAAGUAGACCACACGGAGGAGUAAAUUAUGAAAGCUUUUUCUUCCCAUUAAAUAUGGAGUAGAAUGAAUUUUAAGAGGUAAACUUGCUGACUCUUUGAAACUCUGAGAUAUUUUGCCCAAUUCUGUGAUUGUUGUUAUUAAUAAACCAAAGGAGUUUAGAAUAGCCACAGUUAAUUUUUAAUGAAAACCCCACUGGUGAAUGUUGAUGCACUAUAAUCACUGCUGAGUUAAGAGCUCCUUUUUUAAGACAUUUGAGUCAUGACUGUGUUUAUAGUUUUAGAUUGCCAAGACAGGCAAGCUGCUGGGGAAAUCUGGAGAAAUGAUAGGAAGUAAAAGGUCAGCUAGUAUCUGCCUUCCUCCUGGCUCCUUGCAGUCUUUCAGAAUGAAGAAUAGGGUAGUUUCAACAGUACUGGGAGCCAGUACCUAAGAACUUUACUAGUGGGUUUUU